Messenger RNA from Phycodurus eques (leafy seadragon), 3600 nucleotides. RefSeq names its product metalloproteinase inhibitor 4-like. The transcript has 6 exons. NCBI's taxonomy places the organism in Eukaryota, Metazoa, Chordata, Actinopteri, Syngnathiformes, Syngnathidae. Bases 165 to 833 code for a protein of 222 amino acids. Gene Ontology annotation, cellular component: extracellular matrix. Gene Ontology annotation, molecular function: protease binding; metalloendopeptidase inhibitor activity. The record is from RefSeq and is a predicted model, not a curated record. Gene Ontology annotation, biological process: negative regulation of endopeptidase activity; negative regulation of membrane protein ectodomain proteolysis.
GGACCAGAGUGCCAGGCGAUCCAACUAUUCUACUACCAUUCCGGGCCGACUGGAGCUCAUCUUUUUACUCCUACACUUGUCUUCAAGUCUGAAUUUCCUUUGGGGGAACUUGAAGGGAUUGCACAGGGUUUGUUUAAGCCGUGGGAGCCAGCGGGAGUCUCAUCAUGGCCGUGUCCCACGAGAGGAGUGUGCGUCUGGGGGUCUGGGUGCUCCUCUUGCUGGCAGCAGGCACGGUUGUGGACGCAUGCAGCUGCCAUCCAGCUCACCCACAGCAGCUCUUCUGCAGCGCAGAGACGGUGAUCAGGGCCAAGAUCGCCGGGGAGAAAAUUGUGUCGCCUAGCAACAGCUCCUCCCCCUACAUGAAGAUGAUCCAGUAUGAAAUAAAGAUGAUCAAGAUGUUCAAAGGGUUCGACAAAGCCAAGGAUAUCCAGUAUGUGUACACGCCGGUAUUCUCCUCCCUGUGUGGAGUUAAGUUAGACUCUAACAACAAAGCGGGGUAUCUGCUCUCAGGAAGUAUGUGGAGCAACGGGAGGCUUUCAAUUGGCCAGUGCGACCUGGUGGAGUCCUGGGACAAUUUAUCGCUCUCACAAAGGAAGAAUCUCAACUACAGAUACCAGAUGGGCUGCGAAUGCAGAAUUAACGUGUGCUACACGGUGCCGUGCGCAUCCACGGGGGAAAACGAAUGCUUGUGGACGGACUGGCUGCUGGAUAACAGCCUCAACGGCGAGCAGGCGCGGCAGUACGCAUGCAUUCGUCGCUCCGACACGACCUGCGGCUGGUACAGGGGCGGCCACGCCCCCGAGAAAGACUUCCUGGACAUGACUGACCCUUGACCGGCUCAAGAAUCCAUCUCCAUCUGACUCCUGCGACGCCUCCAGUCAAAGGGAUAUCCUGCUUUGGCUUGUGUAGCUCAAAUGUGGAUGCUUAUGCGUAACGUAGCAACAGAGUUCAUGUCAAUUGGGCUGAUAUAUCUGAAAGAGCUACUACUAUCAGAUGGAUGCUGCAGCAAUGCUAAUUAACGUUUAUUGGAGAUCUUUGAAAAAAAAGUUUUUAAAAAGUGCAGAGGCACUAAGGAAACCUUGCGUUACCUUUGACCAGGAUGUAUACUUUCACUCCGAAAAUAGCAUUGUUUCACUUGCUUAAUAUAGCAAAAUUGAAAUUUCCUGACACAGAAAAACAAAUCCAUGCCUUCAUUAUCUGCAGGCUGGAUUAUUUUCAUUCUCUAUUGUCAAACUCCUUCAAAACAGUUUCUAAAGACCAGUUGGUUAAGAAUGCUGCUACUUGAGUGCUGAUUAGAAAAAGAAAAAAAGAGAUAUCCCAUUCCUCCUGUAGUAGCUUAACUACACCAAUUUAGAAUAUAAUCUAAAAUGCUUAUUCUCCCCUAGUAGCUCUAAAGGGUCAACGCUGGUGAUAUUCUAUGAACAUACUGUACUAAUGUGCUAUGCUCCCAGAGCCUUUAAAAGUAAUUUUCUGCAAAAUACACAAUGCUCACUUGAUAAAACAACUUCUGUGCUGCCACUGAACACUGCAAAAUCAAAAUUGCCUCAGAAAUCUCCUUGCUUAUAUGAUGGCUUACAUUAUAUAAUGCUCUAUAGUCUGUCAAAAUCUCGAAAGAGCAGCUGGUUAAGAAUGCUGCUCGAGUGCCAAUUAGAACCAGAUGAUGAUAUCCUAUUCCUUCUGUACGAGCUUAACUACACCAAUUUAGAAUAGAAUCUAAAAUGUUUCUUCUUCCCUAAUAGCUCUAAAUGGUCAAGGAAAAGUGAUACCUUAUAACCUACUAAACCGCUACACUCCCAGAGCCUUUAAUUUUUUUUUUUUUUUGUGUGUGCAUAUUUUACUACGCUUCCUGUUAAAACAACUGAUAUGCUGCCACUGAACAUGGCAAAAUUGCCCCAAUUAAAAAAAAAAAAAAAAAAAAUUCUCAAUAGUCAGGCGGCUGCAAGACUCUCAAGACCAUCUGUUUAUGAAUGCUGGUGCUUGAGUGCUGCACAAGGAGAAGAGAUCCUAUUUCACUUGUUCUAUCUUACUACAGUAAAUCAUUUUGGAAUGUAAUUUAAAGUGCUUCUUGUCACUUAAAAGCUAGUCAGAGCUUGCGGACCAUUACCGACUAAAGUGACAUGUUCCCAGUGCCUUUAAAAGUUGUUUUCUGAAAAUUAUGCUAAUGCUUUCUGCUAAAACAACCGCUGAACAGCUACUGCAUAUUGCAAAAGUUUUAUUUCCCGUUGCAGAAAACCUAGUGCACGCUUUUGUGACAUCUAGGCUGUUUGAAACUUCACUCCAUUUCAACAAGUCUCGGAAGAUCAGCUAGUUAAGAACGCUGCUGCUCGAAUACUGAAUACAACAAGGAAUAAAGAUCAAAUUUCUUAUGUACUAACUUUACAACUCAAAUUUAUACUGUAAUUUAAAAUGCUAAAAUCUGGUCAGUGCUUGUGGUGCCUUCACACAUUAAAAAACUACAGUGCAAUGCUCAGUCUAAUACAGUGCUACUAAAAACCAACUACCAAACAGUUAAUGAACAUCGAAAAAUUGAAAAUUCCAUUGCAGAAAAACUGUUGCAUUCUUUUAUGACUUCUAGGCUGGGCUAUUUUCACACUCUAUUGGCAGGCUAGUCUCUGAAGACUCUUCAGCUGGUCCAGAAAGCUGCUGCUCUAGUGCUGAAUGAAAAGUGAGCAUUUGCUCUCUACAAGCUUAAUUGCGCUGACUCCCCGGAAAAUUUUGAAUAGAAUUCUAAACACUAGCACUAAAUACUACGACACUCCCAGAGCUUUUAAAACAAAAAAUAAAAUCCCCCUCCAAAAUUAUGAUAGUUGCAGGUGGAAACAGCCGCUGAAAAUCACCUCCAAAUAAUUUACCUCUCUGUGAGACCUUUUGUCAUCAUUUGCAUGAGGCUGACGGUUAACACAUUCAGUUUGGCAACAUAAUUAUGAUACAUAUAAAAACAUUGGGCUUUCCACUGAUAUGCAGAGAAAAUUACAAGUGGGUCACAAUUACAGUCAGAAUCAUAUUACCGUUACAAUGGAACUGGAUGGAAAAUCAAAACAUGGGAAUUACAUACAGUAUGACACCAAUUCCUGUGAUUGUAAAUAUUUAAUUUCAUCGAGCAUUAACAUUGUAGAAGCUAACCACAUUUCCUUUUACAGCAUAUACUGUACCAUUUUAAGCUCCUUGGCUGAAUUUCACAUUGUUUGCUAUUUAAAUUCUGACUAAGAUAACAUUAUUUUCCGCACAAGAAGCUAAUAUACUCCCUAAUCUUGUUACUACAUUUAAUUUAAAAAUGCAUAAUCACUCAAUAACCACCAUGCUUGAGCCACCGAUCAAAUAUUACAGUAAGUCAGUAUAUUUUACAACUAUAUAUUAUUGUUGCAUGAUUUGUUUGGUAUGUAUUAAUCAUUAACACAUAAUGAUUAUCUAUGGUUUUAGUGAAGUAUUAUGCAACAAUGCAUGUUUUAUACUGAAGAAAUUUUUGGGGAUUUGUAUUUAUGUCUGUUUUUGUCAAAAUAGUGGUGUGUGGUUGUUUUUUGUUGUUGUUUUUUUUGUUUUUUCUUGUUUUUUGUAUUUCUUUGCACCAAAAAAGAUUGUAUAUAAAAUGUUUGAAUGGAA